This is a messenger RNA of Ilex paraguariensis (yerba mate), 435 nucleotides long. The record is from the annotation of a GenBank genome assembly. Lineage: Eukaryota; Viridiplantae; Streptophyta; Magnoliopsida; Aquifoliales; Aquifoliaceae.
AUGGUGCUUGAAGUGAUGAAGAAAUGCAUUUUGUCAGUUCCAUACAGUCGGAAACUGGGUGAGGUUGUCCGAAAUGUUUUACUUUCUGAUUCUUCCAUUCACAAUACUCUCUUUCACAUUGUUUGUACUACUCCACAAGAUUUGGAGAAAAUAUAUGUCAGCCGCCUUUACGAUCUGAUGGAGAUUGAAGGAUUACAGUUGGCUAUAUCUUCCGCUUUGGAUAUCCUCUUCAGCAUGCUUUCUGAUCUCUCAAAGGAUAGCCUCCCUAGCCUUUCGGCCUUUCAUCAAGUGAUGCUGUCAUCCACAACCAAACCCAUUCCAGUAGUUACAGCAGUGAUAUCAUUGAUUUCAUGCUUCAGGAAUCCUGUAUGGCUCUAUGGCGACAUGUUGUUUUUACGUCUAAAUUUUUUGCUUUUCACUUACUUUUCCCAGUAG